Messenger RNA from Callorhinchus milii (elephant shark), 7999 nucleotides. RefSeq names its product insulin receptor. NCBI's taxonomy places the organism in Eukaryota, Metazoa, Chordata, Chondrichthyes, Chimaeriformes, Callorhinchidae. Gene Ontology annotation, cellular component: axon; membrane; insulin receptor complex. The record is from RefSeq and is a predicted model, not a curated record. The transcript has 22 exons. Bases 116 to 3988 code for a protein of 1290 amino acids. Gene Ontology annotation, biological process: protein autophosphorylation; multicellular organism development; glucose homeostasis. Gene Ontology annotation, molecular function: ATP binding; insulin receptor substrate binding; insulin receptor activity.
UCUCUCUCUCUGUGUGUGUGUGUGUGUGUGUUUGGGGGGUGUCAGACUGUCGGCUACUCACUCGCCAGGCCUAGGCCCGGAGCCUGGGGCUCGAUUUUGCAGCGGCCGCGGGACGAUGGGGAUGAAAGCGGCGGCGCUGGGCUUGCUGACCCUCCUCCUGCUCCUGGCGGACGCGGGACGGACCGAACCCAAGAUUUGUCAAAGUAUUGACAUCCGAAACAACAUAACCCUUUUCCACCGAUUGAGAAACUGCACCGUCAUCGAGGGCUACCUGCAGAUCCUACUGAUGUUCCAGACGAAGACAGAAGAUUUCCGCGGCCUGAGCUUUCCCGAGUUGACGAUGGUCACCGAUUACGUGCUCCUCUUCCGCGUCUACGGCUUGGAGAGCUUGAAAGAUCUCUUCCCCAACUUGACUGUGAUCCGCGGCACUCGCCUGUUCUUCAACUACGCCCUGGUCAUCUUUGAGAUGUUGCACUUCAAAGAGAUCGGCCUGUACAAUCUGGUCAAUAUCACCCGAGGGGCGGUGAGGAUCGAAAAGAACCCAGAGCUCUGCUAUCUCUCCACACUGGACUGGUCCAAGAUCCUGGAUUCCGUAGAAAACAACUACAUCAAGUCGAAUAAAGUGGAUCAAGAGUGCGGGAACGUGUGCCCGGGGGCCCUGCAGAGAAAGUACAGCUGCCCACAAACCGUGUUCAACGAUCAGUUCACCCAAAGGUGUUGGACCAGCGAGCACUGCCAGCGAGUUUGCCCGUCAGAAUGCCAUCACAGAGCCUGUACCCCCAACGGCCGUUGCUGCCACGACGAGUGUCUGGGGAGCUGCUUGGAGCCUAGGAACGCCAGGAAGUGCGUGACAUGCCGCCGUUAUUACCACGAGGGAGAGUGCGUCCCAGACUGCCCGAUGGGCACCUACCGCUUCGAGGGCUGGCGCUGCAUCAGUUUCGCCUUCUGUCAGCAGCUGUACAGCGAGUGCAACCACUCCCGGGAGAGCGACUGCACUCAGUACGUCAUACACAACGGGGAAUGCAUCCCCGACUGCCCUUCAGGAUACAUCGUCAACACCACCAGCCUCCUGUGUAUGCCGUGCAGUGGGCUCUGCCCCAAGGUGUGUCCUGUGAACGUCAAGGCCAUCGAGUCUGUGAAAGCCGCACAGGAACUGCGAGGCUGCACCGUCAUCAAAGGCAGUCUGGUCAUCAACAUCCGCGGAGGAACCAACAUCGCAGCGGAGCUGGAAGCCAACCUGGGCCUGAUUGAAGUCAUCACCGGGUAUCUGAGGAUCCGCAGAUCCUAUGCUCUGGUGUCUCUCAGUUUCUUCCGUAGCCUGACUCUGAUUAAAGGCGAUACACUGGAGCUUGGGAUGUAUUCCUUCUACGUGCUGGACAAUCAGAACCUGCAGCAGCUGUGGGAUUGGAAUAAACACAAUCUGACCAUCUCCCGGGGAAAGAUGUUCUUCCAUCACAACCCCAAGCUCUGCCUCACCGAGAUCUUCAAGAUGGAGACGAUCACGGGCCUCAAGGGCCGGGAGGAAAAAUCUGACAUCGCCCUCAAAACCAACGGAGACCAAGCUUCCUGUGAAAGCCAGCGCCUAAGCUUCGUCACCAAUAAGACAGGGACGGAUAAGAUCAUGUUAAAGUGGGAGCCGUACUGGCCCCAGGAUUUCCGGGACCUGCUGGGCUUCAUGGUUUUCUUCAGAGAAGCCCCUUAUCAGAAUGUAACGGAGUUUGACGGUCAGGACGCCUGUGGGUCUAACAGCUGGACGGUGGUGGAUGUGGAGCCCCCUGCUCGUGUCACGGAAGGGAAGCAGAGUAACCCGGGCACCCUGCUCCGCGGCCUCAAGCCCUGGACGCAGUACGCCAUCUUCGUGAAGACACUUCUCACCAUCAGCGACGAGCAGCGAAACCACGGGGCCAAGAGCGAUAUCGUCUACAUCCGCACCACGGCGGGGGUUCCGUCGUUUCCACUGGAUCCGAUAUCCGUGUCCAACUCCUCUUCCCAGAUUAUCCUGAAGUGGAAGCCUCCGUCUGACAGGAACGGGAAUAUCACUCACUACCUGGUGUUCUGGCAGCAGCAGCCAGAGGACAGCGAGCUCUUUGAGUUUGACUAUUGUCAGAAAGGACUCAAGUUGCCGUCCCGCAACCCCACCACGCAGAACGAUCAGGAGGACACACACAAGCAGAACCAGACAGACCUGGGCCAGGAUUCUGAAGAGUGCUGUGCCUGCCCCAAAACCGAGUCCCAGCUCAAGAGGGACGCCGAGGAGGCGGCCUUCCAGAAAACGUUCGAGAACUACCUGCACAACGAGGUUUUUAUGAUAAGACCGCCAACUCAAGAUAAUGACUCUAAGGACCGUAGGCCUUCCCGGAAGCGCAGGGAACUGGGAACGUUUUCCAAUGGCACGAUGCCCGAGUCCACCACACCUCCCUCCGGGAGCAACGCUUCGGUCACCCGGCCCCCCAACGAGGAGGAGGACUAUCCCAAGAUGUCAGAGAAGGUGUGGAUGAAGGAGUCGCUGGUGAUCUCUAACCUGCGGCACUUCACGGGCUACCGGAUCGAGAUCCACGCCUGCAACCACGACGCGCACAAUGUGGGCUGCAGUGUGGCCGCCUACGUGGGCGCGAGGACCAUGCCCGAAGAGAAGGCCGAUGACAUCGUGGGUCGGGUCACCCAAGAGGUCAUUGACAAAGUGGUCAAUAUACGAUGGGAAGAGCCCAAGUCACCAAACGGCCUCAUCGUCCUGUACGAGGUCCACUACAAGCGUCUGGGAGACACCGAGGAGAUGCAGCAGUGUGUGUCCCGCAAGCGUUUCCUGAGCGAGAAAGGCUGCAGGGUCAAAGUGCAUCAUCCCGGCAACUACACAGUCAAAGUGCGGGCAACCUCGCUGGCUGGCAAUGGCUCGUGGACGGAGCCCAUUUCCUUCUUUGUUCAAGAUGCAUCCUUAAAUCGCGAGAGUGACCUUUACAAGAUAAUUGGUCCGGUCAUCUUUGCAAUCUUGCUCAUGGUCUUGGUUCCAGUUGUCUUCUUAGUAGUGAAGAAGAGACGAACCGAGGUGCCGACAGGAAUAUUUUACACUUCUUCAAACCCGGAGUAUAUCAGUGCCAGUGAAGUCUACGUGCCAGACGAGUGGGAGGUCCUGAGGGAGAAGGUCGAUCUGCUGCGGGAGCUGGGACAGGGUUCCUUCGGGAUGGUUUACGAAGGAAUCGCCAAAGACAUCGUCAAGGGAGAGCCCGACACUCACGUGGCCGUCAAAACCGUCAACGAGUCAGCCAGCCUGCGGGAACGCAUCGAGUUCCUGAACGAGGCAUCUGUCAUGAAGGCGUUUACCUGUCACCACGUGGUGCGGUUACUUGGAGUCGUGUCCAAAGGGCAGCCCACGCUGGUGGUUAUGGAGCUGAUGACACACGGGGAUCUGAAGAGCUAUUUGCGUUCGCUCCGCCCUGAUGCCGAGAAUAACCCGGGCCGCCCCCCGCCCACCCUGAAAGAGAUGGUACAGAUGGCAGCCGAGAUCGCAGACGGAAUGGCCUACCUGAACGCCAAGAAGUUUGUUCACCGAGACCUGGCGGCUCGUAACUGCAUGGUGGGCGAGGAUUACACUGUGAAGAUCGGAGACUUUGGGAUGACACGAGACAUAUACGAAACCGACUACUAUCGUAAAGGUGGCAAAGGGCUGCUCCCUGUACGAUGGAUGGCGCCAGAAUCCCUGAAGGAUGGAGUGUUCACCACGUACUCUGAUGUUUGGUCGUUCGGAGUUGUUCUGUGGGAGAUCAGUAUGUUAGCGGAACAGCCAUAUCAGGGACUGUCCAACGAACAGGUCCUGAAGUUCGUCAUGGAAGGAGGGUUUUUGGAUCGUCUGGAAAGCUGUCCUGAAAGAUUCUGCUUUACAAGGGAAACAAGGGCCUUGUAUUUGCAAACGAAAGAAAGAAAGAAAAAAAGAAAGAAAGACAAACGUAUUUUUUUCCGCCAAGUGGCUAGUUGUACAUGUACGAAACUGUGAAGAAACCAAGGAAAAGAAAAAACACACACACAUAUAAAUAUAUAUAAAUAUAUAUAUAUACAUAAUAUAUACAUGGGCGUACGUACAAGGCGUACAAAGUAAAUCAGAGACUCAUUUCCAAGGCUGCUAUUGUAGCUGUGGUUCCCAGAGAUGAGAGAGAAGCAACCUAAUGGGACUUUUCAUGUAAUGGAGUGUUUUAGGCUAAAAGAUUUUGGGGGGAAAAUACACCAUCUGCAAUCCUAAACUUAACGUUGAGUUCCUCCUCCUGAUACGUGAACUCUAUAAACAAAUGGUGGGAAUUUUUUUAGGACAGAAAAAAAGCCACACACACACACACAACGUUAACUGAAUGUUCUGUCAAAUUCCAACCAACGCUUAAACACUGAUGUCCUGUUUUUUUCAACAAAAAAAGAAAGACAAAUCACGGCUGAGAGACAUUUAAAGACAGGUUGGAUUACAGUUCCUCAGACCAGAAGCUGCUGCUUUCUCUUUUUGUGGGUUCCGAUUUUUUUUAAAAAGAAAAAAAUUCCUGUGCGUCGAUAUUUUUGUACAUAAUAAUUCAUGUUUUUUUUUCCCCCUUCCUCGUAAGGUCUUUGCAAUAAUGAAGUCAGUUCCUAAGGGCCAACCAGUCAUCCAAAGAAGCUGUAUUUAUUAUUCAUAAUAAGCGGGCUGCCAUAUUACAGAAAGGAAACUAAUGUCUUUCUCGAUUUAGAUGAUUUGUCGGGAGGAGAAACAGUUAAGGACAAAUCAAUAAACAGGAUAAGGUUGGGUAAAGGCAAAAGCUCUUUAGUGGCCCUUUGGGGUCAGAAAGGUGCUUCUUAAAGCUGUGACUUAAAACGGAGAGUAAAGGUGGUUGAUAGUUUAAACAAAAAGUUAUUUUGUGACUUAUAGGUUCAGGCAGGAGCAGAACAUCGAUCCAUCCAAUGGCUCAAUCCGAGUGGGUCUUAAACCUUUGUUUGUAACGCGGUUAAGUUGAGGAUUGUAGCUAAGGUGGAGGAAGAAUAUGUUGUUGUCAAGCGUUAGUUUGUUGGAGUUUGGUUGGUGAGGUUUCAAUUUUUUUUAUGACUGUGGAGGUGCGGUAUUGGGAGGAGAGAGAGGGUGGAAUCGAGAAGAUUCACAGCAUUUGGCCUCAUUCCAGAGUUCUUGAUUAAACAGCAAAACAAACUACAAGCAACGUAGGCAGAAGCUUUGGUAUGUCCCAGUCAGUCAACGGAUUUCCUAUUGUCUUAGGUUUGGCGGUGAUGGGAGAUAGAGGGGGAUGAGGAGAGGCAGAGAUGCUGAAAAGGAUAUGAACCAACCAGUGGAAGUCAAGAUAACUAUUGCUGUGAAAUGCAAGUCUGUGGCUUGUCAGCAAAAAGAGAACUUGGGGAGUUUUAUGAUCCUUGACAGGGGAGGGGAGGGGAGGAGAGGGGAAGGAAGAGAUUGGUUAUAACCUUGUGCAUGUGUAUAAGGUUGUUAACUUUGGAAACACACAUAAGAACUGUUGCGUACAAUACAAUACUUACCGAGGCUCUUCUGAUCACUAUUGAGAGUCCUUAGGAGAGAUUUUUACUGAAUAUUUGUAUGCGUCUUGCCAUGUUAAGUUACACAGAGCUGCAGCCUGGUGUUGAUAACCAAUGGUGGGCUUGAGACUACAGAUUGGAGAAUACUGCUUCGAACACUCACUCUCCUGGGUUAGGCUGAUAAGGAAGAAAAGCCACUUUGACCGUGUAGAUGUUACUAAGCAAAAUAAAAAGCCCAGCUUUAGAGCGAGAUGCAUACAAGCAACCUUCGGAGGGAUAGGAUGGGAGGAAGGGAGAAGUUGAUGCUUUUAAUGUAGACGAGAAAGAUGCAGGUGCCAUAUUUCAUACAUAUUAAUAUCGUGCUUUAUCUGAUAACUGAGCUCCACUGGUAGUAAUGUGAAUGAAUCCCCCUCUCACGCUUCAUUCAAGCACACUCUGGGUGUCAUUAUUGUGCCACUAACAUAGAACGGAGGUAGUCCUGGGGGCUUGGGCACACUUCUGUGAAAGAACAGUGCCAGAAGGGUGGGUGUUUUGCACACUGUGCUGUGUCAGCUUGGCUGAAUUGGUUGGCGGUGUGAGAAUGUGCCCAGCUAUCAGAUGAAUUGGAAGUUGAUUUUAUCAGGUUAACAAGUGCGGCUCAGUGGUUUGGCCAAGUUUCUCUCACUCUGAGGCACUUUGUGACGAUAUCCGCUCAUCUCCUCUCUCUUUCUCCCCCCCCCCGCCUACCCCCGGCUGAUCUGAACAUGUCCUGUAUGUUUGAUUACGAACCCCUUUCCCCGCAGACACUAAAGCUUCUGUUGAACCAUUUUGGUUGUGAUUCAUUUUCUCUCUGAAAGCAUUCAGGUUUGCUUGGGAUGUUCGAUUAGAUUUCAUUCUAAAUCGUGUGUAAGAACAGUCCUAAUGAGUGCAGCCCAAGCAAAGGCUUUCCAACGAACUGAUUUAGCUUGUGCCAAGCUUAGCAGAGUGUGUGUGUGUGUGUGCGCAAGAGAGAUCCCAUGGAACUGAGCUGCGGUUUAGAUCUUGAGGAUGGAAGGGAAGAGGAGAGCACAGAGCAGUGGAGAGAAAUGGCAAGGAACUUAUGCAUUAUGCUGCCUUCUGGAGAAUUGUUUAGAAAGGGGUGCUUGAUAGAGGUCAUGGUUAAUGUUGUCUGAGAAAAGGUUAAUCUUAUUAAACAGAUUUGCUUUAUUGUACAUAGUGUAAAAUUAACAAUAGGGUGCCUAGAUUCUUCUUUAUACAAACCGAGAAGCCAAGUGAACGUUCUUUACUCUAAAUACGCAAAUGGACACUCUACACUACAGGCAAGAGAGAAAUCUCACACUUUUUUUGUAAUUCUGAAGAUUUUCUUAUAUUGAAGAAAUUAAUAUUUUAUUUAUUUUUAUUAAUAUUAUAGAAAUCACUGUAAAGAAUCCCAAUUUGCAGUCAACACAGGAACGAGUAGCGUAUUGGAAGAUAGAUUAUUGUUGGCAAUGAGUUUUUAAAAAAAUAAAUAAGGCGAUGGAGGUGGAGUGAUAUUAAUUUUUCUGGCACAGUCUACCUCAGUGCUUCUUUCAGAUUAGUAAACAGCCGCAUCUUAUGAUAAUUAAUUCUGUUUUCGUUUUUUUUAACAAAAAACAAACGCAUACAUUUUCAAUUCUCUUUGAGGAGUGACUGGGAACUUGGUGUUUGUCCCCAAUACUAUACUCAGCAUUACAGUGCACCCCCAAACCAUUUUGGUGCCUUUGGCCAUAUAGAUAGAGGGGAAGAUCUUUAAUUACUUAAAGCCUCGGAAGAUUAAGCCGGCAGUGAGGCCAAGGAGAGUUGCUCGGUUUCCCAAUCGAGAGAGUGAGAAGUUGCAAAACUUUUUCUUUUGCUUUUCUUAAAAACUUCUUUCACGUAAGCCACAUGUAAGCUGUUUCCUCUCCAUAUCCUGAAAUAGUUGAAUGGACUGUGAACACAUUGGGAUUGGGAUGGCUGACUUAGUUGCUCCUGGUGAUUACAAGGCUCUGUUAAGACCACAGAGUAGCGGGAACGUUGGAGGUCAACAAAAGAACCCUUUUGUCUCGUUCUAAUGUAGUAUUGGCAAGGACCACUCUUCCAGUCACUCCUUACUCCUCAGUCCGUGCUGUGGGCUUGACAAUUCAAUUGAGGGAGGGGGAGCGUUCUUGUGAGCAGGCAGUCGGUGCACACUGUGUGUGUGUUUUGUGUUUGUGUGUACAUUUACACACAAACACACACACGUACAAUACAAUAGGAAAACACCUGGCCAAAUAUUACAGCAUUGGCUGUUUGUGUGUAUGUGAGACUUGCUCCCAAACUCUUUCUUUGUUCCUCUUCAAAAGCUGCUAGGUUUUUGAGUUGCUGCUGUGCGCCCUUGCUCAAGUUAUACUUUCCCAGUCACGGGGACUUGUUCAGUUUAUAGACAGAUACGUUUGGUUAAGAAACUCACCCAGUUACUUACAGCUUGUGAAUCCUCCACUUGUCUUUUUUAUAUAGCGCUGUUGAAAUUGGGUUUAACAGGAUGUCCGUCCCC